Messenger RNA from Daktulosphaira vitifoliae (grape phylloxera), 3739 nucleotides. RefSeq names its product histone-lysine N-methyltransferase MECOM. The transcript is spliced from 8 exons. Gene Ontology annotation, cellular component: nucleus. NCBI's taxonomy places the organism in Eukaryota, Metazoa, Arthropoda, Insecta, Hemiptera, Phylloxeridae. The record is from RefSeq and is a predicted model, not a curated record. The coding region runs from base 390 to 2972 and encodes 860 amino acids.
ACACACACCCGGGACAGCUUCCGUCGUCGUCGAUCUCGUGCCAGCCGCAGUCAACAGUCCGAUCGCGACGAUCCGGUUCGCGGUCCGCUGAUCAUCGACAUCAGCACCACUUACUGGAUUUUUAUCGAUAAUUAUAAUUUCACACAGCACCGUACCGCAGCGGCCGCUCAUUGCCGUCACGCGCACAGACAUUGCACGGCCAUCGUCUCCCAGUGCAAAUCGUUUUAAUUUUCGUCGCCGUGAUUCUCAAUCUGUUUUCGUACUUUCCACGCGACUAUCUGUUCUGCGGACCCUUCGCCACAACAUAACAGCCAUUCAUUAGCCCGGCGCCAAUACCUAAUUGCUCGCGUGCGCUUGUGCUCCGGAGUGUAUGCCCAACCGUCCGGAACAUGAGUCGAGGCAGCAGCAGUGACGAUGGUGGCGGCGAUACGGACGCGGGCAGGAGCGACGACGAACGGUCCUUGUCCGACAGUUCAUCAGUGGCAGACAGUAGCAGUGGCGGAAACAAUAACAACAAUAAAAAAGAAUUGUCGGACGACAUCAAAAUGGUGGUUAGUGCCGGCCACAACAGUUUUAGUUUUUUUCACGAUAUGCCUCCAAAUUCGACCGCCUUGCCGUACAACUUGGAAGUGCGAGACACCGGGUCCGGAGGAGUUUGGACCAAGACGCAGUUGCCCAAAGGCGUCAAGUAUGGACCGUUCCUGGGGAAAUGGGCGCCAAAACCUAUAGACUCUCGAUACGCUUGGGAGGUUCGAGUUGCCGGUUACUCUGGAUUUUUGGAUGGAACUAUUGAGGCUUGCAAUUGGUUGAAAUUUAUUCGGUCUACUAAUGACAACAGGCAAAACGUCAGAGCUUUCUUAUUAGCCGGCCAGAUUUUCUACGAGCUUACUCAAACUGUAAGAGCUUCGGAUGAAUUGCUGUUAGGCAAGAAAGAACCUUUAAACUUAGAUGCAGCUUUCGGUGACAUAUUGACCACGUCAGAAGAUCGAAGCGAAAGGGGCUCAGUGGUCGCAUCGCAAAAUUCUUUGGGUUCUAUUGAUGGCGAUGGGGAUGUAGAUGGUGAUACCGAAGAACCCGACGAAGACGAUCAAAACCGAUGCAUCUUAUGUGAAAAGUGUUUUCCGGACAUUGAACAACUGGAUGAUCAUUUAGUGUCCGGGCAUCAUUACAAAGCCAAUCAAUACGGUUGUGAACUGUGUCCGCAGUCAUACAGUUGGAGACCUUGUUUGAUCAGACACUUGGCCCUCGCUCAUAGUAGAAAAUUUACAUGUGAAACUUGUUCAAAAGUUUUCAGCGACCCGAGUAAUUUGCAAAGACACAUUAGAACAAAUCACGCGGGUGCUCGAUCACAUGCAUGCUCGGAAUGCGGCAAAACGUUCGCCACGUCAAGCGGACUUAAGCAACACACACACAUUCAUUCCAGUGUGAAACCAUUCCAAUGCGAAGUAUGCUUCAAGGCUUAUACUCAGUUUUCAAAUCUUUGUCGUCACAAGAGGAUGCACGCUGAUUGUCGUAUGCAAGUAAAGUGUGAUCGAUGUGAUCAGUCUUUUAGUACAGGCACGUCUUUGUCUAAACAUAAGAGAUUUUGCGAAUCGAAUUCAUUGCCGACGUCGAGCAGUACUCCUACGUCGAAUAUGUCACAACAAGGAACCACACCUUUCUCAGUUUAUCCAAGAUUUCCGUUAUAUCCACCUCACCCUCUUGUUCAUCCGUUUUAUUUUCCCUCAGCAAAUGGAUCACUCCCCCCGCCACUAUUUCCAACUCCGUUUGGACCGUUUGGCCAAUUCGCUCCAAAAUUAAAUAUGGACUUGCUAUCUUUACCUGGGUUAGAUAUAAAUCGUUUUAAACGGUCCGGUGACUCCAGUGAAAGUAAUGAAACGCCCAUUAAAAAGUCGUUAAAUACAAGUCAAAAAACUCCUCCAUCAAAUAGUAUUUUAUUGGGCUCGAGUAAAACAUCACCCUUGGUGGGAGAAGAAGCGUCAUCUAAUCAAAGGCCCUCUCCAGCUAGACCUAACAUAACGUAUACGGAUCCAAAAGUAAUUAAACGAGAAAUACCAGGUAACGAUGACAGACCGUGCGACUUAACUAUGAAUACAGAUAUAACUAUUGAAGAAAACAGACGUUCGGAAUCUCCCAAAGACAAGUCCGAUCAACCGUUAGACCUGUCAGUAACCAAAGAAGACAAAUCUCCAAAAAAUGUUGAGAUACGAUUAACGAUUCCCAAAGAAGAGGAAACUGAACGCAAAUGGACUCCACCUACUCCCCCGUCUUCAUACUCUGUCACAAACUUAAUGGCCCACCCUAAACCGUUAUAUUUAGAUUCUUUAUAUCCAACGUCUUUGGCAAAUUUUACACCGGAAAGUCAAAUUAUGCAGACUCCGCCGUCUUUCGGCCAAGCUAGACCGUUUCCAUUUAUGAUGACUAGCCCAUCACCUGCCAUUGAACAUUUUCUACGGCAACCUAUACCCAACUACCCGAAAACAUACCAAGAUAUCAUUCAACAUAGUCAACAGAACGCUGUCAAAUCAAAGGACCGAUAUGCUUGUAAAUAUUGCGGCAAAGUUUUCCCGAGAUCAGCCAACUUGACGAGACACGUUCGAACACAUACUGGUGAACAACCUUAUCGCUGCGCUCAUUGCGAACGUUCCUUUAGCAUUUCAUCGAAUUUGCAGCGUCACGUUCGUAAUAUACAUAGACAAGAACGAAAUUUUAAAUGUAAUUUGUGUAAUCGACGGUUUUCACAACAAACCAAUUUGGACAGGCACAUAAAAAAACACGAGGCGGACGAUGGCACUGUAAUAGGUACAGUGACGAGUAGUUCGGCGAGUAGCGUGGAUGAAAAAGAAGACCCGCGGUUGUUCGAAAUCAGAAGCUUUAUGAAAAAGGUCACCGAUAGCUCAUCUGAGCUACAGAACAAUAAUAUUGACCCUUGUUUGCCGGAUGAGGGUGUAAUGUAUGCGUCUGCUUUAUGACCCGUGGCCCCUCCCCUUUAUUUGAAUUGGGCUCAUUAAUUAAAGAAAUGAGGUAUUUAAGAAUAAUUUAUUUACAACAUUUUCAAUGACGCCUGUUCUAAUACGGUUUCUUCUUUAUGUAGCUUUAAUGUUUAAAAUCAACUUGAGUUUUUAAUCAUAGUAAUAUUUCAACCUAAUAUCGCUAUAAAUCACCAUGAGCUAUUAAAAUUUAAAAAAUACGCUCGCACCAUAAUAGAUAAUAUGAAAGUUUAAAGGUUUAAAUAAAAUUUAUUUAAAUAUUAUGAUCUUAUAUAUAUUAAUAUAAUAUAAUUAUGUUGUAUUUUAGUCUGUAACUUUACUAUUUAACUCAAUUAUAAUGUUGUGAUAAAAUUUCCUAGUUUUUUUUAUUAGGUAACUAAUACCGAUGUACAUUUGUUUUGUUAUCAUUAUUAUUAUUUAUUAUUAAUAAAUUUAAGACCAAAUAUCACGUUAACUAUUAGUCAUCACAAUGAUUUUGUAAAGUUUUUAUUAUUAUCAAACAAUUUUUCAAUGCAAAGUUUAGAAUUGUAACUAUGUAUUUAAUCAUAUCAUAUAAGUAUUAUGUAUAAAAUUUUAUUAAAAUUACCAAAAUUAUCUUGAAAUUUAAGUUAAACGAACCCAAAUAAAGAAAGAAACAAUGUCAAAGUACUAUGAGUCUAUUGUAAUGUAAAAUUUUAAUUUGUCUUGAUUUUGUCAAUGUCAAUUUUGUUAUUAUUAAAAUGUAAAAUUGAAUUAAAUUACAUGUAAAG